This is a messenger RNA of Colletotrichum fioriniae, 564 nucleotides long. RefSeq lists its product as uncharacterized. Lineage: Eukaryota; Fungi; Ascomycota; Sordariomycetes; Glomerellales; Glomerellaceae. Gene Ontology annotation, cellular component: mitochondrion. The record is from RefSeq and is a predicted model, not a curated record. Gene Ontology annotation, biological process: mitochondrial respiratory chain complex I assembly; iron-sulfur cluster assembly. Gene Ontology annotation, molecular function: ATP binding; 4 iron, 4 sulfur cluster binding; ATP-dependent FeS chaperone activity.
AUGACAAAUUACGGCGUCAAGACCAUGUCCAUGGGCUACCUCGUGCCAGAGGAUGACGCCGUGGUAUGGCGAGGCCCCAUGGUGAUGAAGGCCAUUCAGCAGCUACUUCACGAAGUCGACUGGGGUGGACUGGAUGUUCUCGUGCUUGACCUGCCUCCAGGCACGGGCGACACGCAGCUCACCAUUACACAGCAGAUCAUACUCGAUGGAUCCAUCAUUGUCACCACACCCCAUACACUCGCGGUCAAGGACGCGGUCAAGGGUGUCAACAUGUUCAACAAGGUCAAUGUCAAUAUUUUGGGCUUGGUGCAAAACAUGUCACUCUUCAACUGUCCACACUGCCACGGCGACACACACGUUUUUGGGUCCAACGAAAGAGUCGAGCGCAUGUGCAGAGAGCACAAGAUCAACUUCCUAGGCGACAUCCCCCUGCACCCAUCCAUCGGCGAUGAUGCGGAUCUGGGCAAGCCCACCGUCGUAUCGGAGCCGUCGAGUGCCAGGGCGGAAAUCUUCCUCAAGAUUGCGAAGGAUAUUGUCCCAAAGAUUGACCUCCGCUCACCGUAA